AUGCCCGGUAGCUCAGAAAGCCGGUGUAUCAGACUUGAAGGCGAGUCCCUCCAUAUUUCAUCAGUGGAAAGAAUCUCCAAGUCCCCUAUCUCUUAUUGGUGCGUCGGGCGCAUCCCUGAUGUACCUGAGAAUGGCCUUCCUCCUGUUCUGUACGAAGAAAAAGUCAAAAUCAUGGCUGCUAGAGGUAAAAAGCAAAUUGUUGAUCAUCCACUCUCAUUUUUCUCCUAUGUCAGCGGAGUCCCAUUCGACUUUAGCGACGAGAAGGAUGACUCAACAGGACAAGUGGCGUAUUUCUCCAGGUGGCAGAGGACAUACUGCCACGCUUCUAGUACACCAGAUCCUGAAGGUAGCCGCAUAGACUUGUUGCAAAAGAUGUUCAAAGCCAGAGCAAAUGAUCUAAGACGCGGAGUCGCCCAACUUUUUACGUUCAGUGAUGACGACAAUUCUGCGAUAGCGUACAUCCUGGUUUCUGUCACUGGGACGAGUUUUCUAAUCAUACCGUGGAAUCGAAAAGAGAUUCAACUGUGGGUCGCUUUGAGCGAUGAGUUGGGGUGGGAAUGGACAAAUGAUUUGCAGAGUUUCUCAGACUAUGCCGGUUUCGAUACUAUCUUAUUCUUUCACCAUUCGAAUGUGGACAGACUAUGGUAUUGUUCUGUUAUUGAAUCCCCCAAGUUGGUUACAACGAACAACUCCUUUCAGACGGGCCGCUACUACCAUUCCGAACGGAGCAAGGAAACUACUGGACCUCUUCUCAGGUCCAAUUUCUGCAUGAGCAAAGCUACCCCAAGUAUUAUUCGUUUCCCGAGUUUAAGGGAAUUAAGGUCGAUCCAAGUUGCCACGUCAUUUCAAGAGCGUGCCUCGGCGUGCAAAAGGGUGCAAGCCUACUAUGAUUUUUAUCCGCAAACCAACGUGAAACAGAAGGAAUUUUCAUUCGAGUCCGCAGCUCUGUGUACUGUGCGUCGUGAGGCGGGAUCCAUAGUUCUUGGGAUGAUUCCAAUUCCUCCCGAAUUGAUCGAGAGCAUUAUCAAAUCAAACAAAGGUGGAGAAUCUUCAUUCGACCAGACCCUUGCUCACAUCAAGGGGGCGUUCAUUGGAAGGCUUGUGGAUGCUACUGGCUCAGAGCUUGCCGGGGCUGAGGAGAACAAGAAUCGUCCUGUUCAUCUAUGUGACUGGCAGCACCACAACAGUAUCUUUAAUAACAAAAUGUGUGAGGCAGAUCAAGAGGAUACUAUACUGCAACUUUCUCGAUGGCAGAAGUUCCCAGGUCUCCAAAUAGUCUACAAUAGUGCCUCAAGCAUGAGUUGCACCUUGGGGGUAUGA
This is a messenger RNA of Suillus discolor, 1320 nucleotides long. RefSeq lists its product as uncharacterized. The coding region runs from base 1 to 1320 and encodes 439 amino acids. NCBI's taxonomy places the organism in Eukaryota, Fungi, Basidiomycota, Agaricomycetes, Boletales, Suillaceae. The transcript is spliced from 16 exons. The record is from RefSeq and is a predicted model, not a curated record.